UGCGCGUCUCGACCCAGGUCCGUGCAAUCACACUGCGACUUUGUCACAACGGAAGCUUGGUAAGCUGUGUCCAAACGUUGUACUUGCUUGUACUGACACUAUAACAUAGAUCUUUGACAAAGGCCUUUGCAUGACCAGCUACAGCUUGCCCAACUUUUCGAGUCGAAUCUCCAAGUUGGAGCAUUUCUCUCAGAUUGCGGAGCCAGACAGCGCACCUCUCCAUCCGGAUGGCUCUCGUCAUCUUCUUGCAGUGGUCUACCGAGAUGCUCCGAAGAUCUACCCUGAGCUGAAGCGGUACGGCGAUUUCUCCCAAGGAGUUCGCAAAAUUGAUAUAUCUUUCGAUUUCAUCAGCUUCUAUCGCUUCUUUAAGGUCACAGCGGGCGAAUUUGGCAAAGAUUGCCAGCCCCGUUGCACGCUCACCUACAAUGUGUUCGAAAGGAUGCCGUAUCUCAACGAAAUUAUCGUUCGUCUUCCUUCAGAUCGAAUGAAGACCUGGGUCAACAAGACCCAUCAGAUGGAGCGUCCCUUGUUCCACAUCACCUCCCCUUGUCCUCGAAUGAUCUAUAGAAUACUUUACGAGCGUAUUGCCGAGGCGCUUGCGACGUAUGAGAAUGUCAGCGUCAGGAACUUCUUGAGUGAGACCGAAGAGAAGCGAUUCUGGCGUAAGAUAAAAUUGUUUGAUGCGCCGGAAACAGUACAAUACUAACUUCACGCAGGCUUGCGCCAGACCGCGAUGAAGACUCUCCGAGACACACCCGCACCAGAACCUUUCAAGCUCACAGUGAAAGAGUUGCAAGAAAUCAAUAUGCACGAUAGAGGCGGUGGUGUCCAACUGACGCCAAAUGAGAUAACCGAGGCUCACCGGGAGAGAUACGAACGUUUCAUAUUGCAACAAGAGAAAGAAAAGAUCGAAAAGCAGCUGGGCUCGCUUAUCCAUAAGGGACCU
This is a messenger RNA of Paraphaeosphaeria sporulosa, 946 nucleotides long. RefSeq lists its product as uncharacterized. NCBI's taxonomy places the organism in Eukaryota, Fungi, Ascomycota, Dothideomycetes, Pleosporales, Didymosphaeriaceae. The transcript is spliced from 3 exons. The record is from RefSeq and is a predicted model, not a curated record. The coding region runs from base 131 to 706 and encodes 191 amino acids.